UUGUAUGAUGCGCUCUGUUCGUCGCAUGUGGUGAUCAGGUUAUUUGUUCGACAUCCGGAACACGCAUCGGACGGUUUUGUUGGAAACUUGGCAGGGACUAUAGUAUAGGAUCUUGUAUACCUAGCUACCGCUGCCGUUAUAAGUCAAGAUGCCUUCUCUCGAGACAAACGGCUCGAACGGGCAAUCUGCAUUCCAAUUCUACAACAUCAUCGACGGAAAGCUCCGCACCUCCAAGGAUCAUCACCAGGUCAUCGAUCCCCGCACAGAAGAGCCUCUCUGGGAUGCUCCUAUCGCAUCGACAAAGGACCUGGACGACGCCGUCGAGGCGGCCAACCGGGCUUUCAAGACGUGGAAGAAGAGCACCGUGGCCGAGCGCCAGAAGGCCGUUCACGACGUAGCCAACGUCAUCCUCGACAACUUGGAUAUCCUAACUGAGGUUCAAAUGAAGGAAACUGGCAAGUCCAGGCUCAUGUCGAAAUUCGAUGUUGAGAGGGCAGCAUGGCAUUUUGAGUAUUACAGUAUGUACCCAGCGCCUCCCCCCCCCUUAUCGUGCGUUAACUUACACGCCCACCAAGAAAGCGUGACUCUCGAAGACGAGCUCCAAUACGAAGACGACACAAUCCGGAUCAUAGCAACCCACGCGCCCAUCGGCGUGCUCGGCGCCAUCUCCCCAUGGAACUUCCCCCUGAUCCUAUCGACAGUCAAGAUCGUCUCCGCGCUCGCCACCGGCAACUGCUGCAUCAUCAAGCCCUCCCCCUUCACGCCGUACUCGCUGCUCAAGUUCUGCGAGCUAGCCCAGCCGGUCCUCCCGCCAGGCGUCUUCCAAGCCGUCAACGGCGGCGCCGACCUCGGCGAGCAGAUGACGCUGCACCCGGGCAUCCACCACAUCAGCUUCACGGGCACCAUCGCCGUCGGCCAGCGCAUCCUGCGCAACUGCGCCGGCACCCUGAAGAAGGUGAUCCUCGAGCUCGCGGGCAACAACGCGUGCAUCGUGUGCGACGACGUCGACCUCGACAAGGUCGUUCCCCAGGUUACCACCGGCGCUCUGUUCCACGCCGGCCAGGUGUGCGUCGCGUCGAAGCGCAUCUACGUCCACGAGUCCCUGUACGACCGUUUCCUCGAGAAGCUCGUCGAGGAGUCCAAAAAAUUCGCCGUCGACGACGAGGAGUCCGUCGCUUUCGGCCCGCUGUCCAACCGCGCUAAUUACGAGCGCGCGGUGGGAAUUAUCGAGGACUGCAAGAAGAACGGGUAUAAGAUCGUCGCGGGCGGCGAGGUCCGGCCGACGGAGAAGGGGUUCUGGCUGCCCCCGACUAUUGUCGCGAAGCCACCUGAGGACUCGCUAAUCGUUAGGGAAGAGCAAUUCGCCCCCAUCGUCCCCGUACUGUCCUGGUCCUCAGAAGACGACGUAAUCGCCCGCGCGAACCUCGACAACGCCGGCCUAGGCGCAUCGGUAUACACGCCCGACCUCGACCGCGCGCAGCGCAUCGCGCGCCAGCUCGAGUCGGGAACCGUGUGGAUCAACCAGUUCGAGCGGCCGCACCACGCCGGAUUCUUCGCCGGCUGGAAGCUUAGCGGUUUCGGCGGCGAGCUCGGGAAGCAGGGUCUGCUGCAUUAUUGCCACACGCAGAGCUUGCAGAUCGCCAAGUAGGCUGGCUAGGCGGUUCGUAGAGGGAAGUAAGCAAGUCAUUUUUAUUGGGGAGGGGAGUGAACAAUGGGGGGAGAAUGGAGGGAGAAAUGAGAGGAAUAAGGCAGGCCCCUUUGUUAUGGAUAGAGCGAGC
This is a messenger RNA of Daldinia vernicosa, 1778 nucleotides long. RefSeq names its product aldehyde dehydrogenase. The transcript has 2 exons. Gene Ontology annotation, molecular function: aldehyde dehydrogenase (NAD+) activity. The record is from RefSeq and is a predicted model, not a curated record. NCBI's taxonomy places the organism in Eukaryota, Fungi, Ascomycota, Sordariomycetes, Xylariales, Hypoxylaceae. The coding region runs from base 149 to 1648 and encodes 499 amino acids.